AACAACUUAGUAGAGACAAUUUCGGCUUUUCGACUUGAGUCGAUAAUUCCGUUGAACUCGUAUAAAUCGAGCCCGCCCUCAUUUGACAAACCUCUGCACCACUCCAGGUCGAGUUAAAAGUUCAAGGAUUUUCUGUCAUCGCUAGCGCUAGCGCAGUUUGUAUUCAUUCGGGUAUGACGGUACCGUGAACAGCACUGGUUGUGCAUCCAUAGUCAUGCUAGCACAUGUACUGCAGAUCGUGCACUAAACAUGUCUGGAUUAUAACUCGGGAUUGAUUGGGCUGUCAUUCAUACAUAGACCUACUCGUGGUUAAUGGAGGACAGGAGCCCUUAUCACUGUAGACAGACACGUCACAACAGAGAUGGCAGAGGGGGAGGACGAUGCCAUGUGUGUCUUGGAUAGGUUCGGCGAGGAGUACCUGAACUGCACUAUCUGCCAGGACAGGUACAAGCAGCCUAAGAUCCUCAACUGCCUUCACAGCUUCUGCAAGGAAUGCCUGCUCAAGUACCAGCCCUCCCAGGGCCCCGUCAAGCUCAGCUGCCCAGUCUGCCGACAGGAGACGGUGAUCCUGGAGGGAGGCGUGGCCGGAUUGAAGACCAACUUCCCGCUGAGUGGGAUCGUGGAGGCCUUCCAGAGACACGAGGAGAAGAUCCUGGCUAGCGGGAGAUCGUCUCCGGCUGCCAGCGAGCGGGCCCAGGCGUCACUGCCUCAACGCAGCGUCCGGGAGUGCAGAAAGCACGAGGGGGAGAGGACCUGGUUCUACUGCGAGACGUGCCAGGACCUGGUCUGCCGGGUGUGCACCACCAAGACGCACCGGGAACACGAGUUCCAAGAGAUCGACGCCGCCGCCUUGGCCUGCAGGGAAUCCCUCCGCGGUUACCUCCCGCGAGUUGGAGAACUGUUGACCGGGGUUGAGGGUGCGCUUAAUGCUACAAAGAACACACAUCACCUGGUAGUCGCAGCAGUUGAAAGAAGCAGGCAGGAGGUGACGGAUCGCGCGAUGGCUGCCGUAGCUAUGGUGAUGGACGCCAAGCAACGCAUCCUGGACGAGAUCGACUCGACCGAGGAGGAGCGGGCCAAAGCAGUGAAGGAGCAGACCAAGAGUCUUACGAUGCUACGGGAUAAAAUGCGGCACUCUCUGACCGUUUCGGAACACCUGUCAUCCAGCGCCACGGAUGAGGACCUCCUGUCUCUCUUCCCGAUCUUCCAGGCCGACUUGAAGGAACUCGGAGACCGACCCACCACACCCCCGUCUACCCCGACCUCGUUCAUGCGGCUCCUGCCAGCAACGCAGCCGACGAUGGUGGAUCUCGGGAGACUAGUUGUGAACACCGAGAAGUGGAAGAUGACAAAGAAAGUGGGCAAGUGGGGAAGCGAUAAGAAGGAUUUCGACGGCGCGAGGGGAGUGGCAGUGUGCCCUGAUGGGAGAAUCGCCGUGGCUGACAUGGGCUUGUGGACCAGGGGCAUCACCUUCUUCACGUCUGAUUGGACAUACGAGGCAUUCAUCAAAUUCGCGGACAAGCCGCGGGAUGUAGCAUCAAUCGACGAUCGCAUUGUAGUCGCAGACAACACUGCCGCGGUCAAAGUCUACGAUGCCCAACGGUCGCUGGCCUUCAGGUUCGUAACGACCCCGCCUGGCACCGACACCAAAACCCCGGUCAACAUCGUCAGCGUCGCUGUCAAGAAAGACGGAGUCAUCGUAGUCGGAGACGUCGAACGGAAAGUUGUCACCGAGCACCGCUCCACUGACGGGGAGCUGCUGCGAACCAUCCCGACCAAUGUUCCCCCUUACUUCCUGGACGUAGGCGAGACGGACAAGCUGCUCCUGAGCGGAUUGGAUACGGGGGACGUCGAAGAGAUCGACGGCGUAGGCACGGCGAAGUUCACGGUGAGACCGGUGAUUGCCGGUGAGGACCAGGUGUCCUGCGGAGGAGUGUGUUACGGCGAGGAAGGGAACUUUUACGUAGUGGUGCACGGGAAGGAAUCGCACAUCGGACACGUUCAUCAGUACACGUCCGCCGGGGAGUUCCUUGGGUGCGUGGCCCAGGAUUUGUACGACCCUAACGGCAUUGCGCUGACCACGCGGGGCGAGCUUGCUGUGGCUGACUGCUUCUCGGUUAAGGUUUAUGCGAGAAUGUAAAAACCGUGACGCAUUCUUUCGGGACACACUUACUAAUGUUAAUAAGUAAUCAUUCAAAGCAAAAGGUGUUCGUAAUAUUAGCCAAACAUGUGGUGUAUAUUAUUAUCCACAGUACAUGUGUAUCAUUCUGUGUAAACAAAGAACAUGAACACUGGAAUGGACAUUAGUAUGAGAGUGUCAAAGUAAUCAGCACUGAAAACAUAAACUUGCCACUAUAACAACAUUCGAAGGUUGUCGGAUAUAGACUGAAAUUUUGAGAGUUGAACCUUGACUUUUUGAAAGGACAAACAACCAUCCAGUCGAGAUAAUAUUUUGUUAUCAUACAGUGAAGUUAGAAAGAUAUUAAAAUCGCUCUUGUAAUUAUUAACAGGUUAUACGAA
This is a messenger RNA of Patiria miniata (bat star), 2520 nucleotides long. Its product is annotated as E3 ubiquitin-protein ligase TRIM56-like. Gene Ontology annotation, molecular function: zinc ion binding; ubiquitin-protein transferase activity. Gene Ontology annotation, cellular component: chromatin; nucleoplasm. The transcript has 3 exons. The coding region runs from base 362 to 2140 and encodes 592 amino acids. Gene Ontology annotation, biological process: positive regulation of DNA-templated transcription. NCBI's taxonomy places the organism in Eukaryota, Metazoa, Echinodermata, Asteroidea, Valvatida, Asterinidae. The record is from RefSeq and is a predicted model, not a curated record.